AUGGCAAAACAGAUAGUGCUAUUUACAUGUCCACCUCCAGAUGUAUCGCUUCGCCGAGUCAGAAUUUCGAAGCAAUCGAUGUGGGUCACGAAAUGUGCUGCCGUUUCUUCACCAUCAUUUUCUAUCUCAGCUCCUCUUCGCUACGCGUCGAUUUGCUGCAGCUCUCUCGCUACCGCUUCUAUCGAAUCCAAUGCCUCUUCGGCCAAAGUCUUCGUCAAGGGGCUACCGCUCUCAACCUCUGAAGGAAGACUAAUGAAGGUGUUUUCAGAGUUUGGCGAAGUUAAUCUAGUGCAGCUUCCUAUAGAUGAAGAAUCUGGACAGUCUUUAGGAUUUGCAUUUAUUUGGUUUGUAAAGGAAGAGUAUGCACAAGUGGCUGUGCAAGAGAUGAAUGGAAAGUUUUUUGAUGGCAGGUUUAUUUAUGUUGCAAUUGCAAAGCCUGGAUCAUCAAAAGAUUCGAAGAGGACAACAGCCUACAAAUUUUAA
Molecule: messenger RNA, 483 nt
Organism: Sphenostylis stenocarpa
Lineage: Eukaryota; Viridiplantae; Streptophyta; Magnoliopsida; Fabales; Fabaceae
Source: the annotation of a GenBank genome assembly